Molecule: messenger RNA, 1500 nt
Organism: Trichoderma atroviride IMI 206040
Lineage: Eukaryota; Fungi; Ascomycota; Sordariomycetes; Hypocreales; Hypocreaceae
Source: RefSeq, a predicted model, not a curated record
AUGGCAUCAACAAUCAUAAUCCAAGCUCUCAUAACUCUAGUAAGCUUCGCCAUCUACCACCAGCUAUUCCGCAGUUCAAAAAAGAAGAAUCUACCACCUGGACCAAAGGGAUUGUCCAUCAUCGGCAAUGUUCUCGAUCUACCUCCAAAAGGCACUCUCGACCACGUACACUGGAAAUCAGUGACGGACAAAUAUGGACCAAUUGCCUCUAUUACGAUCUUGGGGCGGCAUCUGAUUUUCAUUGCUGAUAAACAAGACGCACAUGAAAUUCUCGAAAAGAAGUGUUCCGCCUCGUCUGGGCGCCCUGCCUUUGAAUUUAGCAAAUAUUCAGGCUUUGGGGACAUUAUCCCUAUCCAUCAACAAACCAGAGAAUUCAAGCUUCAUCGGAAGCUUAUGCAUAAAGGUCUUGGGACCAAGCUCCUGGUGAGCAAGUAUGCGGAUAUUCUAGAACUGCACACCGGAUUGCUACUGCAGGAAACGCUAAAGGCACCCGAGCAGAUCCUUCGGCAUCUAGAAAUUCAAGCAAAUGCCGUCAUGCUCAAAAUCUUGUACGGCUAUACUACCAGCCCCCAUGGAGAUGAUCCUCUGGUAAAGUUGAGUGACCACGUGGUUGCCAACUUCUUCCGCACUUGCGAUGCCUUUGGAAGACUUGUCGAGUAUUUACCUGCGAUUAAGUGGCUUCCUGAUGGAUUUCCCGGUACAAACUUCAAGGCUGAGGCCAGGGAACACAACCGGAAUGCUCAAGUCUACGUUGAAGAGCCUUAUCAAUUCGCUCGGAGACAAAUGGCGAGCCGCAAGGACACAAAAUCAUUUGUCGCGAAGCUUGUCAAAGAGUAUGCUGCAGGCGCUGGGGAACCCAAUGAAGCUGAUGAGCAUGCCAUCAAGUGGUCAGCGGCAGGCUUACAAGUUGGCGGCUCGGAAACGACCGUCACAGUGACUAGGACCUUCAUUCUAGCUGCCAUCAUGUUCCCUGAAAUUCAGCGAAAGGCGCAGGAAGAAGUCGACCGAGUGACUGGCGGCACUCGCCUGCCUGUUCUUGCUGACCAGGAAGAGAUGCCCUUUGUCAGCGCCAUUUUCGCCGAAGCUCUUCGCUUCUUCCCAACAGCACCGUUGGGCUUCCCUCAUGCUUUCGAUCCCUUCAAGUUUGAUCCAGAGCGCUUUCACGAGCCGCGGAAUGAACCGAGCCCGUUUUGGUCCGUCUUUGGGUUUGGCCGCAGAAUAUGCCCCGGGCGACACCUUGCGGACGCGGCUUUGUUUCUCAAUAUUGCUUGUCUGGUGGCCUUUUUCGAUUUUAGCAAAGUUGUUGAUGAGCAGGGCAAUGUCAUGGAGCCAAAGGUUGAGCUUGACCCUGUGAGAAGUGCCGUUGCAAAGGUAGCGCCGUUUCCGUUCAAGGUUACGGUGCGGAGCGAGAAACAUGCAGAGUUUCUCAAGGACUUGGAAAAGAAUUAUCCAGCUGAAGAGGGAGAUGCGAGGUUAUUAGGCGAGCUGCCGCUGCAAUGA